Molecule: messenger RNA, 1479 nt
Organism: Oncorhynchus tshawytscha (Chinook salmon)
Lineage: Eukaryota; Metazoa; Chordata; Actinopteri; Salmoniformes; Salmonidae
Product: coiled-coil domain-containing protein 117
Exons: 6
Coding region: 253-1092 (279 amino acids)
Source: RefSeq, a predicted model, not a curated record
AGAUUCUUCAUCAGCAGUUGCGCAUUGUUUUGGUGGUUUUUAGCACCUCACUUCACUGCAUUCAUUCAAUUUAUUCUCAGAAAAGCUGAACAUGUGACAGCGAAAAUAAAGAGGUAGAUAAACGCAGUUAAAGUUAUACAGUUGGCCUUCUAGAACUCAAUUUAUCGUCCUUGUUUAUGUCUGCUCAUCUACCAUUGAGGCUUUUGUUCAACCCUUCCACCUCAAAUAAACCAGGAGCAUCAUCCCUGCCCCAUGAGUAGUGAGCUGGGCUUUCUGCCUGCCAUGUACUCAUUCCCUGGCUUAAUCAAUGUCCCUGAAAUGGGGAUCAAUAUUGGCCCUGCAAAUACCCGUCAACACCUGCCGGGAGUGUCGCCCCCAAGCACGAGUUGGGAGAGAAGAUGCCUGAGAAAGCACAGGAGGAGAACAGAUGAUGAAGGAUGCAGUGCCAAAAAGAGGAGGCUGAUGGGAGAUGCAGGAUGCGAUCCUUUGGAUGACCUCAGCCAUAAUGCGUGUCAGAUCUGGCCACCAGGCAACAAUGGCCCCCCUCUACCUGAAUCAGCCAGCCAAGCACCUCCCCAGCACUGCCUGGGGACUCAGAAACUGGGGCUGCCCAUAUCCGUGUCUCCCUCCCGUCUGGUCCGUCCAGAAGCAGAAGGCUCCUGCAUCGAGGUGGAGUCUGCUCAUAGAAGACUGCAGGAGAUUGAGGAAAGGAUCAGUCUGGAGGAUGAUGAUGAUGACCUGGAUGUGGAGCCAGCACCCAGGCGGCCAGUGCUGGUGAUGUCUGACAGUCUGAGGGAGGGGCUUCAGCGUGGCAUCAGUGACAUUCUCCCCCACACUGUGGCCCAGUCUGUGAGCCACUCCUGUAUGGAGCUGGUAGUAUGGCGCCUCCCAGAGGAUGCGCUGUCUCGAAAGCUGAAAGACUCCCUGCAGAGGAAGCAGCAGACUACCAGCAGGCAGCCGCUGACCCCCAGUGCCCCUACCACUCAGAUUCCCCUCACCCCCACAAACCCCUCAGGGGAGACGUACUCCCCUCUGUACUGCAGCCCAGGGGCCGGGGCCCACAGCUCUGGAGAGGAGGACAUGGAGCUGUAGGGCUUUUGAGACCCAGCAUCAGGAAUGCCCAGAGUAGCUACAGGUCUCAGCCUUGGUUCACUUGGUUGGACCCUCAGAGAAGCCAAGGAGAGACAGAAAAAACUGCAUAGACAGAUCCAAAACUUCACAGUGAUAUGAACGUCUGCUUUGGAUCAAGACCAGGCUGUUGGGCAGCAUGGCACAUGUAUACUACUUGGCCAAAAGAGGGCAAGUACCCACUUUCUUUGUGUUACAGUUAGAUAAUACUGGAUGUAAAUAGCAACUGCCUCUAAAAAAACAACUUCUCAUUUAGAAAACAGCCCUAUGUGUCAUUAAUAUGAGUUAGAAACAUGUAUUCUACUGUCAAAAUUGACUACAAAGUGUAAAUAAACUCAGUCUCAUCAAAAA